Strongylus vulgaris is the source of this 372-nucleotide messenger RNA. Lineage: Eukaryota; Metazoa; Nematoda; Chromadorea; Rhabditida; Strongylidae. The record is from the annotation of a GenBank genome assembly.
UGUGCAUAUUUCAACGUUACGGGUGGUAAAUCAGAUCACAUGCUUGUAAAUAUUGGAGAAAAACGGCUCGCUGUGAAGAUUCGAUGCAGUAACAACGCGCUUUUCCGAGUCUCACCAAGUGCGAUGUUUAUAGAGCCAGGACAAUGUCAGAAUCUCGUCGUCAUCAGAAAUGCAGGACCAGCUCGAUCCGACAAAUUAAUCCUGCAAUUUCUCCCAUGUGAAAAAGACACAGAAGACUGCAAAGAAUUUUUCAAACAAGCCGAAAAAAAUGGCUUAAAACCAGAUACUUUGCGUAUCUCGUUGAAGAUGGUUGGUGAUGCUGGUUAUCGUGUAAUUCCAUCAAGAGAAAUAACAGAAGAUGCGAUUUCAUAA